AUGGGGGCGCGCCCCUGCAAGAGUCCAAAGCAGAGUCCAAAGACUCCAAAGCAACCCCAAAAAGUCCACGAAGUCCUCCAAGUCAAUCCAAAGUUGCUGGUGCAAGUCUCGAUUUCUGGUGAAGCACGAAACUCGGACCAGAGUUUGCCGUAUAUAUAUAUUAUAUAUAAAGGAAGGACACUCUCCAUCUCUCCAACGGAAAGACUCUCCAAAGUCAAAAACUCACGAAAUGGACGGCCCAGUCGCAGACUCGCAGCACGACAAUCCAAGUCAAAAUGGUUCGGACUCCCCAGUAUUCUUAACUCGCUUUCGGGAACGUGAAGUUAGCCGGACCGCUUCCCCAUAUCGAGCAGCUGAGGCCAUCGACCGCCAAGGAUAUGCGUGGCCCUCCAAAGGAACAAAGGAGCGCAAGGAAGAGUCGGAACAGGAGCGCGAGGCGCGGCUGGAGAAAAUGGCCGGAGCAAUAAAGACAUUGCUGGAGUGUGUGGGGGAAGACCCGGAACGCGAUGGGGUGGUCAAGACGCCUAUGCGUUAUGCCAAGGCGCUGAUGUUCUUCACGCAAGGAUAUGAGGCGAAUCUACGCGAUAUCAUAAAUGACGCUGUGUUCGAAGAAGACCACGAUGAAAUGGUCAUUGUGAAGAAUAUCGAUGUGUUUUCUCUAUGUGAGCACCACAUGGUGCCUUUUGUUGGGAAGGUCAGCAUAGGGUACCUACCAAACAAGCGGGUCCUAGGUCUGAGCAAACUGGCCCGAAUCGCCGAGAUGUUCAGCCGGCGUUUGCAAGUACAAGAGCGUUUGACGAAGCAAAUAGCAAUGUCGUUGAUGGAGAUCUUACGACCUGGUGGUGUCGCUGUGACAAUGGAAGCAUCACACAUGUGCAUGGUGAUGCGCGGGGUUCAGAAGCCGGGAAGCAGCACAGUAACAAGUUGCAUGCUUGGCGCUUUCAGAGACGAUCCCAAAACUAGAGAAGAGUUCUUACGGCUGAUUCGAUCGCAAGGAUUAUGAAAACACUGGCAGAUGUCUUUGUUGUACAUAGGUUAAUACGGGGACAGACGUGGAAGGCAGCUGGCCCCUUCUAGUCACUCCGUCACAUUGUUUCACUCAUCGGCUCAGUUCAGAGUAGGUCUAGUUACUGAAAGUAUUUAUAUGAACUGUGUACAUAUGAACGUGCGGGUCCCACAAAAUGACAAAAAAACGUGGCACGAAACCGAGGACGUUCAAAGAUCUCUCCUG
Fimicolochytrium jonesii is the source of this 1231-nucleotide messenger RNA. Its product is annotated as GTP-cyclohydrolase I, catalyzes the first step in the folic acid biosynthetic pathway. The transcript is spliced from 4 exons. NCBI's taxonomy places the organism in Eukaryota, Fungi, Chytridiomycota, Chytridiomycetes, Spizellomycetales, Powellomycetaceae. Gene Ontology annotation, molecular function: GTP binding; GTP cyclohydrolase I activity; zinc ion binding. The record is from RefSeq and is a predicted model, not a curated record. Gene Ontology annotation, cellular component: cytoplasm. Gene Ontology annotation, biological process: tetrahydrobiopterin biosynthetic process; tetrahydrofolate biosynthetic process. The coding region runs from base 230 to 1003 and encodes 257 amino acids.